AUGGAAGCUCUAGUAAAGAGCGCUAUACAGCAAUUUUGUGAAGAAUAUGACAUCUUACAGGAUUUUCAACAUGGCUUCCGUAGAGGACGUUCCUGCCUCUCAAAUCUGCUAGCUUGUCUGAACAUCUUGACCGGCGCUCUAGAAGAGGGUUUUGAGGUCGAUGUCGUAUACAUCGAUUUUCGCAAAGCCUUCGAUACUGUUGCGCACCAACGCCUUCUUCACAAACUGAGCGCCAUCGGCAUCAGGUGAGAUCUUCUGAACUGGAUUAGGACGUUUCUGGUUGCUCGGAAACAAAGUGUAUGUAUCGGAGAUGAUAUGUCAAAAUGGGUGAAUGUGUGGCGGUCAAGGAUGUGAGAUCGACUCAAACCACGCACAAUAAGUUCGUUUCGCCUACUGUCAGAAGUCAGGGAGCUGUGAGGACUAGUUUAUUCUGUACACAGGGCAGGUUGUCGUAAGUUGGCGAUUGCUUCCAACAAAGAAAAGCGUCCGUUCACGGAGAGCGUCAGACACGGUGUGUGUUGUUUUCGCGAGUGUGAGUGUCUAAGUCAGCAUGAGGGGGUGACUGUCUGCGUGGUGGUCGUGUGAUUGGACAAAUUAGGGGACGAAUGGAGGGCGCAUACUAACAGGGCCUCGCGGGAAUCAAGCCAAAGCGUUCGACGCGCGUUAGGCGAUACUAGUUUGUGAGUGCAGCCGGGGUUCACUGCAGCUGGACCGGAGGUGUCCCAGUUCUAGCCGGCGGGGGUGGUCGUGCGUCAGCGGCCUGUCAGUGCUUAUCGCGGCCAUCGACCGACAAAACGGAGCCGGAGAAAAGAGGGCUGGAGCGGCUGCUACAAAUGUGACCAGUGGUGUGCCUCAAAGCUCAGUUCUUGGACCAUUGCUCUCCAUUCUUUUUGUUAAUGACAGCAUUCAGGAACUCGACUGCGGCAAAAUAAUGUUUUCCGACGACGUUAAGCGCUGGAAAGUCAUUAAGGUACCCGAUGAUCAGAGACCCCUUCAAGAUAAUCUGCACCGACUGCAAGCGUGGUCGAAGAAAUGGCUUCUAUAUUUCAAUGUGGAGAAGUGUGCCGUCCUUCAUCUGCGUACAACCGACUCUCAUUCAAAUGAGAGCCUGAGGACCAAUCACCUGAAAGAUAUAAGGUUCCCUGCAGAAUCUUCACAGAAGGAUCUCGGGGUUUGGAUACAGAACAACUUGAAACCAACACUGCAGUGUCACAAGGCUGCAAAAAACGCCAUGGGAGUGCUGCAUGCAAUCAAAAGAGCUUUCGUAAACUUUGACCAAGACAUUUUUGGGAGAGUUUACGGCACUUUUGUUCGGUCCCACUUAGAAUAUGGCAUACAAGCAUGGCGGCCAUGGCUAGUAAAGGACCAAGCAUGCCUCGAACGGGUAGAACGGCGUGCAACAAAGCUGGUAAACGGUCGAAAAGCCAAUCCUACAAAGACAGACUGAAUUGCCUUAAUUUAUUCCCUCUAUGUUACCGGCAACAAAGAGGUGAACUUAUCCUCGUCUACAAGAUAUUACAUGAUCUUGAGCAUGGGCUUAAAUUUGACGACUUGUUUCAGUGACACCUUUCACCCAAUCUUCGUGGUUACUCGAUGAAGUUACGGAUAACAAUUUCCAGGCUGAAUCUUCGUUCUGAAUUUUUCACGCAGAGUGUAGUGGAGAAAUGGAACGAUUUCCCUCAGUCAGUCGUGGAAGCUACGUCCAUGCAACUCUUCAAGAAACGCUUGGAUGAUUAUUUGUGUCCCCUGUUUUCCCUCGACAGCCUGAAUCUGAACUAAUACCCCACAACGCCGCAAAUAUUUUCCCUGAUCCAAUGCUACUCAAAUGACUCAAGCACUGUUUUAAUGGCGAAUAUUUUUACAGUUAUUUCUAACGGGCUGACAUGUAAUCAAUAGGGUUUUCAAAGGCUCUGCCUAUUACCCUUAGCAAAUGAACUGAAACUUGCACAGUGUGUUUUGCAUCGAGUGCUCCUGUCCAGCUUUACAUAUUGCGUAGGAAGUUCGCUACACACGAUCUUCCCGUAAGAAAACCGUGCGUUGUGGGUUUCCACAUAAGCCAUCAUAUCCCUUUGGUGAUCUUCAUGACUUUGCAACAUAUCGAUGUCAGACGGACGUGUAUGUAGUUCGUCACAUGAGCAUGACUACCGCUUUUAUAAAACUCUGUAAUUUGGGUCGAUUUCCAUUCUGUGGGAAUGAUUCCGGCAUCAAACGAUGCCAGGCACAGAAGGGAUAGUGGUUUGGUCAACGGUCGGUCAAGUUCAGAGGGUAGUUUCGCGUGGAUCUAGUCGAGGCGGGAGAUUUACAUUCCUUCAAGCCUUUUAGUUCUUCAAAAAUCGCUUUUUGUCAAAAUACAAUAUUUUCAAUAAUCAGAUCUCCCAUGCUCUCAGCAGUAGGCAGAAUGAAAACUGCUUCCCUAGUGAAAACAUAUUGGAAGAACUGAGAAAAAUGCUAAGCUUUGUUUGUGCUUUUCGAUAUAUCCAAACCGUCAUCAUUUCUCAUGGCAGGAGUGGGAUUCCUGUUACGGGCGCUUUUUCGCAAACAGUUGUAGGCAAUCUUAGACUUUUAAGGGCUCCGUGGAGCAAAUGACACUCUAAAUCUCGUUGUCUCUUGAAAAUCGAGCCCUUCACUAUGUUUCUUUGGACUUCAUAUUAUGUAAACGCUGCAUAAAUAUCGCCUUCGCGAAAAUUCUUCCACAGCCUUCCGUUCUUGCUGGUCUCAUUUCUGAGAUCUCGUGUUAGCUACUGAGUUCGGUCGGAUUUCCUAAGCUUUGAUAAGGCACAGUGUGUCUCCAUUAGCUGCAAUAACCUGCCCUUAAAUAAAUUCCAGUCCCCAUUGACGUUCCCGGAGAUGAGGGCAUUCCAGUCUAUUUGUGAUGCUUCAGCUCUCGUUGGCAAAAUUCCCUUGCCGUAUAUUUGUCCUAGUGUCAGUGAUUGCAUACGGCGCAGAAUACAGUACGUAAUCCCAUAAGACUACUGUGUUAUCACUUAAACCGUGCGUAGGCAGGCAGUGCACCUCAUAUAUGCUGUCAAGAUCUUUGCUUAAGACGAAAUUAAAGAAAUUAGGCUGUUGUCCUCCACGCGCUCUAGCUGGAAAUGAGACAUGCAGCGUGAGAAGAGCUUCGAGUGUUGUUUUAGGAAACAGUUAUCGAAGGCGUAUUUGGAGAACUUCGCAUGCAUAUCGCUUCAAUGAAUGCGGACUGCACUAAAGUCCCCCACUAGAACAAUGUCCGGCCGACUUUAAUGCUUUCCAGCAGACAAGUGCCUGCAUUGGGGUCUGUCCGUAUGUUCAGUUCGAACUUCCCUCGCAGCUUUGAGGCCUCACUUUUACAAACGUUUCGUUGACGCUUAUAUUCUGUAAGUGUUCUUCGGAGCCAGUUAGUCUGUAACGCCUCAACAGGCAAUUCCAUUCUCUGGAAGAAGUCUUUUAUUUCGAGUUUAUGCAUUUUGGGCGUUUUGUGAUUGUCUUCCUUCUGGGAGGACAACUGGAAUAAAAGAUAUCUUUCAGUAAGGAACUGAAAGUAUUCCAGUUGUCAAUUGCUCGAACAUACAGUUCAGCCUCCCAUGAUACAGCCGCCGCUUCCCUUCUCAUAAGAGAAUAGUCCCCUUUCCAGAUGUUGCCCUCCCACCUAUCGGGUUGAACGGGUUUGGAAAAUAGUGAAUACUCGAAGUAGAACGUGAUGUGGUCGCUUGACCCUAAUGGCGGUUGGUCCUGCAGGUCUAACUCGUUUUCCUCCUCUCGGAUAAAAAUAAGAUCAAGGCAAUUCGACUGCUGUCCUUCACUGGCCCGCGUUCGAUAGGUAACAUUCUGGCAAAGGGGGUUGUCCGUGGCCCAUUGUGGUAAUUUGUGAUUAAAGCUGUCUUGCGGCCCUUGCGCAGUCUGUGUUAGCCAAUUAAUGCCAUGAGCGUUAACAUACCCAACGAUAAGAACAUCUUCCUUCCAACUGACUUUGGUAACUUCAGUUACGAGCAUGCGAUCUUGGUCAGGAGUAUGGUUAGGUGAACGAUACACCACCGAAAGCGUCAGUGAUUGGACAUUCUUAGCAGGUAUGGUAACGCUUAACACUUCCACACCUCAUACUAGACUAUGUUCAUCAGCCAUAGCAGUCAGCUUGCAAAUGACAUUUAUAAUGAUUGCUCCUCCGCGGCUUAAUCGGUCUCGCCUAAAUUACUGAUAUCCUCUAAGUGAUAUUUCUGAAUCUGCGAUAGCUUCAGUAAGCCACGUUUCUGUGAGAGCCAUAAUUUCUGGCUCAAUUUCAUCAACCAAGUCUCUUAGUUUGUCAAGUUUGUUGCAGAAGCUUUGUGCCUUUGCGGAGAUAACCUUCGAUGAUUGUACCAUUGAAGGGUUUCCGCCUCCAUUGUGACAGAUUUUGACCAUAGGAAAGAAUCCUUGAUCUGGACUAUUUGUCCAUUUCUGAUCUCCGCCCCUUGUUCUUCUCUGCCAAUUCUCUCCUUCAAUUUCGACCUCAGUUCUCUCAUUUGCAGUCUUUUCCUCAGGUCAAAAUCUGGCUGUAAAAAACACUUCCUUACGCGGGCUCCGAAAGCGCUGCUCGGGCUUCGUUUUCUUAAAUAACUUUAAGUGGUCUAAAGGAUAUUUUUAGGUCACGAUCUGGAUCUGCUUUGUCUAGUCGGAAAGCUUUUCUACCGUGAAGAUUCACCCAUCCUUCAGGACGGCAGUGGCACAUUACAUUGAUGAAGAAGGUCUUUUUCGUGUAUCACCCGUUCCUUCGGAAUGCGGGACGUGGGCUUUGGGGCACUCCUUGUUACAAUAUUUUGCCUACGAUUUAUGGAAAAUCUCAUUACUGUCCCAUAAGCGCUAGGAUGAUAUAGCGCCACUGUGGUGCUUCCGACGGAUGAUGGCACAUCAACAUUAGUCUGAUUAUAAUAACGAAGAUUAAAUAACGAAGAUAUUAUGAGGAUCCCCAAACUCACAAUGUCCCAACGGUCGAAUUUACACACCUUAAGAUAUGUCAUUAUCUGGAAUGCUCCUCCAAGUUCUAUCCGGAAAAGUCUAACCCUAAUCGAAUUUAAAAUAAAAACUAAUAAAUUCCCUUCAAAUAACGGUACACAUUUAUUUUUGAAUAAGAUAGGACAUUUUUAGCCUCAAUUCUUUGAUAUAAAAUUUGGUCCGAAAGGGCUCUGAUGAUGCCAACCGCUUGUAUAAUAACGGAACAUAGCACUAAAAACAAUCAAAGUUAUGAAAGAUAGCAUCGUUGAUAAACAUAGAACAGAUAGUGAGAUUCUUUCUAUCCUCCCUUUAUCGUUUCGUUCAGCUAUGUAACCUGACAUUAAAUAUCCCUUAAGGAGCUAAUAAUAACAUCCCUUUCGAUAAAACCCUACAUAGUAGCUGUAUGCUAGUCUAUAAUAAAGUCAUAUUAAUCAUGGGCGGCUUUAACGCGCCCCAUAUUGACUGGAGCUCAACCCAUGCAAAUAGCUCAGAGCAGACCUUCGAUAGGAGUUUUCUGAACAUGGCAUUGAAGCUAUUUCUCACUCAACACGUCAUCUUACCAACUAGAGUACGCGAAGGCCAACAAGCCAACUGCCUUGAUCUUGUACUUACGAAGUCACAGGACAGCAUUGAUGAGGUGUCAUGCCUACCCCCUUAGGUAAAAGUGACCACGUCGUUCUUCUAUGGGAUUACUCGCUUUUUUCCAUGCCCAAGAAACCCGGGACAGUUAGAAGAAACCUUUGGCGCGGGGAUUUCGACAAAAUGAGGGCUGAAAUUUUACGCAUUGAGUGGGAGUCCAUAUUUGUUGGGAGCAUACUCGAAGACUGACAACGGUUCCGAGAAAUUCUGCACGAGCUGAUCGUAAACCACUGUCCGCUUUCACGGAAGAGGUUAACUAACAGACCUCGAUGGCUUACGCAAGCCUUGAAGAAUGAAGUGAAUAAAAAACGACGGCUGUUGAAAAAAUUGCUUUCUGACAGGAGCCCCACAUCUAUAUGCGCGUACAAAAUUCAAAGAAAUCGAGUCAAGGGUCUUAUCCUCAAUACCAAAAAGGAAUUCGAACGGGAUCUGCUUAACCGUGCCGCGGAGAACCCUAAAUUAUUCUACGGUUACAUUAGGCAGUGCACGCGGAACAAGGACCCAAUACCUCUGAUAAGGACUGCUGAAGGCGAACAUCUCACUGACGACAGGACGAAAGCUGAUCACCUUUCAGAAUUUUUCGGUCUGUUUUUAGUAGCGAAACAGGAUUCAACCCUUCGGCUCUUCAAUCCUUCGAAGACACCCCAAUUAUAGAGACCGUCCAGUUCACUGAGGGUAUGGUUCUGACGGAGUUGCUGAGGCCAAAGGAAUCCAAAUCACCAGGUUUCGAUGAGAUUCCGGCGAAGAUUUUGAAGGAACUCACCGGUGAGUUGUCUAAGCCACUCUCCAUGCUUUUCCAUACAUCCUUCGAGACCGGAUAUCUGCCACCCGACUGGAAGUCGGCAUGGAUUACGCCGCUGUACAACGGCGGAAGUCGGGUCUCUGCGAACAAUUACAGACCGGUCAGUCUCACCUCCAUUUGCUGUAAGAUUAUGGAGAAGAUAAUAAAGCAACAACUAAUGCAGUUCCUUGAACAAAACCAUUUGCUUUCCGAUUCUCAGCAUGGAUUCCGAAAAGGCAGAUCCUGUGUGACAAACCUGCUCUACUGUCUGGAACACUGGACUAGGGCUGUUGAUAGAGGAGAUAUGGUGCAUGCCAUCUAUAUCGACUUUAAAAAGGCCUUCGAUAGUGUACCUCACCACCGCCUUCUAUACAAACUUAGCCGUGCAGGAGUGCGGGGUAAGCUUCUGAUGUGGAUUCGGAGCUUUUUAAUCGGCCGCUGUCAAGCCGUCCACGUCGGUGACCAACAAUCUGCCGAGGUUGCCGUUAAGAGUGGUGUUCCCCAAGGCUCUGUUCUUGGCCCUACGCUGUUCCUCGUAUACGCCAAUGACUGCGCAAACGAACUGAAUUGCGAUGUCGCAAUGUUUGCCGAUGACAUAAAGAUCUGGAGUACCAUACGAAGCGAAGUUGACGAGGCGCGACUGCAGACAAGUCUGGACCACCUCGAGCAAUGGUCGAAAGACUGGCUUCUACCGUUCAACGUAAACAAGUGUACUUUCCUACGUGUCGGCAGAACCAGUUCGCCUAACCACCCGGUCUACCGUCUGACUGGCAAACCACUGCAAGAAGUCGACGCCCAGAAGGACUUGGGUGUAUGGAUCACAACCUCGCUUAAGCCUUCGCUGCAAUGUUCAAAGGUGGCCAAGUCGGCGAUGUCCAUGCUAUACCUUGUCAAACGGGCGUUCUCCUCCUUUGAUGAAGACUGCUUCGCCAAGGUCUUUCAAACUUUUGUGCGACCGCAUCUGGAGUUUGCUAUCCAAGCAUGGCGACCCUGGACCGCUAAAGACCUGGGCAUACUCGAAAAGGUUCAACGGCGAGCAACGAAACUUGUAUCUGGGCAGUGGUCACUACCCUACGAAACGCGAUUAGCUAAUCUUGACAUCUUUCCUUUGAGUUAUAGACAGCUACGUGGGGACCUGAUACAGACUUUCCGCAUCGUGCGCAAUCAGGGCUGCUGCCUUGCGUUUGGAGACUUCUUCGAGUUGGCGACUACGACUAACCUGAGAGGCCAUCCACUCAAACUGCGUGUGGCUGGUGCCCGGCUAGACACCCGAAAGUUCUUCUUCUCCAACAGAGUGGUUGCAUCUUGGAAUGCCUUGCCUGAGGAUGUUGUUAUGUCGGGCUCGGUAGAUACUUUUAAAUGGAGACUAGAUCAGCACUGUAGCGCGCACCACAAUAACGCCGGACUACGGCCACCUUGACAGCCAGCGCGGACAAUUUAGUGUCAUAACGAUGCUACUACCAACAUCUAAGUAAUAUAUAUAUAUGUUAGUUAUUAAGCUUGGGCCACGUCGCACACCACUGUUCGCAUUCACCACGAUGCCUGUAGACUAAACAAUUUUUCUUCUUUUCCCGUGUCUUAAGUGUGCCUCAACUGUCCGCUGUAUUUUGACCAACAAAGCAAGUUAAUGUGCCUCUAAACUCUGUUAACGCAUGACAUUCUGUGUUCAUCUGUACAGUUUUUGCUAUUCCCCUCGCAUUUCUUUCAUGUUACUUCCUUUCCAUUUCCUCCAUAUAUAUCCUCUGCAUGUAACCAAUAGGGAUUUCAAAGGUACACACCUACUUUCCCUGAAAUAUACGGAUACUGAUACUGAUACUCGUAUAAUGUCACAUUCGCAAGAACAAUAUGGUACAUGAUUCAACAUUAUUUUGACGGCUUUGAUUGCGACUUACCAUUGAAUGUUUCUUACUCCUGAUAUAUAUUCAUCUUUUCCAGCUCUUAGUCCAGACAAUUACGGAGUGCCUCCUGAAAAACACGAAGGAAAUGUGCGACCACCUCUUUACAGCUGGCAAUAGACUGACUGUAGUGGGCCGUCCGUCUGACUGUCCUGUCGGAGAGAUCGGCCCUGGGUUAACAUUCUUCGUCCUGAUAGAAUCAUUUAGAACAAGGGGUGGUCCGGGCUGACUUGCAUUAUUAGUUCUUGAUUUCAGCAUCACACGGCAGACAGUAUUUCAGAUAAACAGGUAUGACCUGGACAACUAAGAUAGUCGAUAAUAUAAACAUUAUAUUAAAUGAGUGGAGACGGAGAGAGUAAAAACGACGAUCGUCAAUAAACGCAUACAAAUAGGAAAACAGAGGGAGGGGAAGAACACUCGUAGAUUAACGUUGAUCCAGAGGAGUUUCUCUAACAAUACAGUCUCGUUCACUGUCUGGUUGAAGCAUGGGGAGCGUAGAGCUGGAGGCUGCUACAGGGGCUGGCAUGUGGACUCCGUCGAUAGGUCCUACAGGCGCACAGAAGAAAAACACAUACUACUCCCUUUCGGAAAAACGUCACUUUAGUAAAACAAAAACAAAACGGUCAGUUCACUCCUGCCGUAUCACACUUUCCCCCCUCAGGAUGGGACCCUUUCCGUUAUAUUCUGUCACAUACAGACUGGUCCUGCCUCCUUUUUAUAUAUUAAGGAGCAACAGUUUUUUCUCCUAUAGUGCUAAUCCAUUCAUACUCAUUUUGUUUAUGUUAGGAGUAACCACCCAAUCUGCCACAAACGCAGUUGCGUAAGAACGCUAUUUCGGCGUGUUGAGACGCACUGCAGUGAACCGGAAGACAAGGUUGCCGAAUCCCAAUAUCUUCGACCGGUUUUCCGAGAAAAAGGUUACCCGCGCAACUUCGUCAACCAGUGCCUGCGCAAACCAGACGAGCGACAAAAUCGCACCGACCCCAAAUUCUGGCGAGCGAUCCCGUACAUCAAGAACGUCUCCGAGGCCGUUAGCCGCCUUCUUGCACCACUUGGGGUUGGAGUUGCGCACAGACCAGAGGCCACCAUGAGGCGUCAAGUGAUGAGACCAAAAGACCCACUGCCACGGCAAGAAACAUCUGGAGUCGUUUACCGGAUCUGGUGCAGUUGCGGACAAAGCAACUACGUCGGAGAAACUGGAAGACUGCUCCGGCCGCGAAUCGCCGAACACGUGGCAGAUGUACGGAGAAAUGACGCCAACUCUCAGGUCGCGGCCCAUUCGAUGAGACCCGGCCACACAUUCAAGUUCGAUGAGGCCGAAAUUCUCGCGAGGGGGGAUAAUCGCGUGAGCUGCGAGUUGCUUGAGUCAUGGUUCACGGGACCUCAGUCUAUCAACAAGUGCAACGACAUCCCCACUCCAUAUUCUGUCCCGAGGCAUAGACUGGCCAAAGCAAUUGACCACUCGAGGAGCGCGAAAGCACGUGAGCCAGAUGGCCGAGCAAUCAUCACGCCAGCAUCCAACACGGGUGAUGAGAUGUCAGCAAUUAACAACUUGCAUGCCGGCCAUCAAGCAGUUAGCGCACCAGCGGGCAACAAUCCUUCAUGAAGGGAGCACGGUUAAUUACUGUAGGUAUGCGGUAGCAUGGCGACCGCAUCCUAUAAAUACUGCGACUUCCUGUACACUAGCCACCCUUUUCUGCAACUGUCUAUGAUGAUGGAUUCAAGAGAGAAUCCGAAACGUCAGGCGAAUGAAGCCAUUGUUCCAGCGAUCGCUUCUUCUUCUGAUCAGUUAGGAGUUUUUGUCAAUGCUCGCUCAACAUUCUACGAAUCAUACUCAUAUUUAAUAACAAUGAAUCGACUACUGCAUAACUUCUGUCCAAAGUUCAAAAAUUCAUGUAAAUGUUAUUCUCACUUGCUAUGAAACACCCACACGAGUCUUGACUAAAAUUAUUAUUAUUAAAAUUUAUAAUAAUAAUAGUAAUAAUUUUUGUUACAUACCCAACAGGUUCCCAUCAAAGCAAGUAAAAAUAAAUUUAUGUGCGAAUUUUAGACGAGGUAGGCAAAAUCUUUACAAAGUGCAAUACGUCGUUUUUGAAUUAGAAGUCCGUUAAGAAAAGUGCUAAGCGAGGCGUGAAAAAAAAACUCCACAUGAAAAUUUGGAAAUGAUUGGAUUAAUUUUACAGGAGAAAAAAAACCCUCGAAAAAAAUAGAAACAGAAAAAUGCCGGCAAGACUGGCCUGCAUGUGGCGGUAUAGAAUGGAUUAUAAUCGGACAUCGUUAGAUCCGAAAUAAAUGUCAGCUGUGUAUGACAUUGUAGAACGGAUUUCAUGAAGAGGUAAGUAGGCGGGUCGGUCAGGACUGGCCUGUAUGUGGCCUUGAAUAAGGCAAAUAAGUGGCGAGAUUGAAAACCAGUCUCGAGGCGAUUGGAACGCAGAUGCGCACGGUUACAAUCAUCCGAGUCCAUCCGAGGAUGGGGCAAGGGAGAUGCGACCAGACUACUAGUAUAUGGCGAAUACAGAAGGUUUCGCCAAGAGCGUUGAUGGAGCACAUUCUGUGAGAGCACGAUGAAAACCAGUCUCGAGGCAAUAGGAACCCAGAUGCGGUCGGCUGACAUUUCUCAGUGUAAGAGGUACCGGAUCCAACUGAAGAAGAUAGUUCUAAGUAAAAACUCUCCAAACACUUGCCGAAAAAGGAGAGCAAUAUCUGAGAACCAUAAGAACAACAUUCUUCAUAAAUUCUUGCAUCAUUUUCGGACGGAGAAAAACAUGUUAUAUGGAUCCGCAUAUUUGCGCGGCUGUAGCAGAGAUUAAAUCAGCAUUAGCUGCUUAAUUAAGCUUAUUUGUGUAAAUCAAACCUAGGUAUUUGAUGGUGGAGCCUUCUGAGAGUGCCUUAUUGUAAAAAAAUAUGCGACCAGGAAGGUUGGCGGGACCAAAAGACAUGAACUACAAUGGUAGGGGGCGCUCACCAAUCGUACUUACGUAACUCACUCGAUCCGUUGUGCCUUAGGGGUUCACUCUCAAGCCCAACCAGCAGCCGCACAUUGGCGCAUAAUAUAGGCAGUGUGUUAUUACCGACAAAGACAAGGGAGACUGGUCUGCCUUGUCUCUGUCGGUAAUAACAUACAUGAACUACACCUAGAUGAAGAAGACUCCAGCUGCGAUGCGCAAAUCCACUCCCACAAGCGUACUAGAUCCUCGAGGUCAUUACGAAAAUUUCUGUAACUGUUAGACCGACGGACAGAGUACUAACGGAAAAGUCACGCAGCUGCCGUCUCAAUAUUUUGGUCUGUUAGGAAGAAAGCGAGGGAAAGGGGGCCUGAAGAGUUAGGCUUGAGACAUCUGCGAGGCACAUUAGACAUGACUUCACAAAGAACUGUUACGUUAUUGCGGGAGAAGAAGUUGCCCCAAUGCAAUGAUAUGAUAUAGUUGCUUGUUAAGUUAUUGUCCACGCAAUCGUAGUUUAUAUAGGUUCGGACUGUGCUGGUCUUCUCUAAAAAGGCAACCUGUAUGCAACCAUGAAUUAAUACGUGAUUACUAUCAAAAAGCAACGAAAUGAGGAGAAAUGUCAUGAGCAGAGGUCAGAUCAGUAAUGUGAUUCUCUUUUGUUGGAGAGCGCAAAAAUUGUGAUUCAAUAAAAAAAAUGAAAAUAUCUUGGAAAAAUGAAAAUCUAUGUGGGCGAAUAGUCAUAAUUCAAUGUUCUUCAUGAAGGUUAAACUAUCCAGUCAUUAUUUUGCCACUGAAUGCAGAUUUAGAAAUUAAUUUAAAGACUUCACAAUGUUGUACAUCGUUUCCGGCUGAAUACUUUGGAGGAAUGUUGAUAGAGUCUAGAAUUAUCUUACUUCGUUGCGAGAGAGUAGUAGAAACAGAAGUUUCCCAUGAACAAGGAGGCAUUCAGAUCAUGAAGAGGGUGCCUUAGUGAAGCUCUCAGGUAAGGAAGGCAACCACCCCCACGACUAUGCCUUGACGGUAGAAAUGAAAGUCAUCUGUAAAAAUGCAAGAGUCAGUUUAGCGAACACGUGCUUUCGGUUGCUCAUCGCUAGACCAUAGGACUUGAAAAUAUGAUCACUGGGCUUAUUAGUGACUCAGGACCUAGUAACACUCAUCGUUCCCACGUCACCCACAGAGCGGGAUCGGUGCCUCAGGGUUAUUGGGGCACGAGGGAGGGUGAGGGUGACGGAGGCUGUGAGUGGUGUUUGUAAUCUAGGUAAGUUGGUCACACACACCACUGCCCUCAGGAGGUUUGGGCUGCGUGCGACAAUCAUCUAGGGUCGGUGUUGGCCACGGAAUACAGAACGUUCGUGUCAACGUCUUCUGACUACGUAGCACUAGAUUUGCUAGUCGUAUAGCCGAUGCCUCGACUGCAGCUACCACCCGCUGGCGUAGGCCUCUGGCGAAACUUGAUGGUGUCCGGUACACAACCUGUAAGUCUUCUUUGGCAUCGACUCGGUGAUUCGUAUUGACGAAAUUGACAAGAAUAGAGCUCGAAUUCGACCUUUUUCACAUACGCCUUGCCAACGCGGUACGUGUUCAAGUACUCUCACUUCCAGGCGCCUCGUUGCACGGCCAAUGUAUCUAUAUAAUAUAUGGUACAUGAUUCUGACUCAGAUUUGGGCUAUACUGUUUAUAGCAGACCUGGCAUUGAUGAAUUUAUUGUUCAAUGUGUCUCGAGCAGCAUGGCCAUUUUUGAUGGUAUCUAGAAAAAAAAUGGAGGUGGACACGUAAGCCGCAAAUUAUUAUUAUUUGAAGAAUAAUUGCCGAUGGGUCCAGAACCAUUGACAUUUGCAGAAUCAAUAAGAAAGAGCUGAACAAGAGACCUAAAAGAUGUAAAGAUAUAGUUUUCAGAUACUGGAAUACUAAGAGAGUUGGGAUAGGAAUAGACUCUUUGGUAGUUAACUUGUGCUCACUGUUUGUGUCACGUCUUCAUAAAAUAUUCGGAAAGCAUAUACUAGGUUCACUGUUUACCUCUUCUUGGUAGAAAUGAUAAUGCAGUACUUCUAAAGGAGUACGGUCUACAUUCUGCAUCAUAGGCACUGAACCAAAUAAGUUCAAAUAUCUAGCAAGGACGUGUUCGCCCAGUGAGUGUUAAGGCGUCGUUUACAGACUGGGACGUUAUCAUCUCCGGAUACUUCACUGAGGACUGAAAGUCAUUCAAGAAGCGUUUGUUGCAUCUCUUGCAGAGCAGUCAGUCCUUAUUAAGACCCAGAAGAAUGAAUCGGCCUCGACGUCUUACACGAGAUUUAAAAAUCAGGCCAAUAAGACAGCAAGAUUAUAGCAGAUACUUUUCACAUAAGAUGAAAAUGCAGACCCUAGACCAAGGAAAUUGCGGAUUAAAAAAGUGGAAGACUUAAUUUCCAAAAGACGUCAAAAUUAAGGGAGCAGCUUGAUCAGUCAUUAUAUUAAAAAUCCUAUCAUUGUCUACAGCUACAUGCGAAAAAGUGCACGUUGCAUUGGCCUGAUUCCCGUUAUGAGGAAUUAAAAGUCUCGAGGUAUCGGCCGGUAAAAUCAGAGCCGAGCAUUGUUCGCAUUUCGUCUAAUCCGUUACCGCCUGAUAGCGGAUUAAAUUCCUCCAAGAUGCCGAGCAUUGGAACGUUAGUUAUUGAAUAUGCUGCGUUUCGAUUGAAAGGAAUUUUUUUAAAAAAACUGUUAAAAGUGGAUGCAAAGUCAGUUUCUCAGUCCUGUCGAGAUUCUAGCAAAAUUACUCCCGGAACUUUGCAGACUAAGCCAUUAAAUUUCUGCCCGCGUACACCUGAAAGCAAAUAUGCUUAUGUGAAAGUUAAUCCGUUUCCACUUGACGCCGUAAUUCAUUUAGGCUGUUGUUACUUCUUUCAGUGUGUGUGCCAAAAAUAAGGAGUUCAAAGGUAUGGGCCUGCUUUACUCAAGUACACUUAACCGAGCUGAAGUAAAGGGCUAGACUGGUUGGCAACGCGGUUUAAUGCGGAUUUGUGAUCCCCACACCCAAAUACAUUUAAGCCUCCAUCCCAUCCUGUGACAUGUCAUUCGGACGUCAAACACUCUGUUUCGAGACGUGGUUCCCAAGUCUCGCUGAAUGUUACACUUUCCUGUAGUAAGAAAUAAAUGCCGCGCAUGUAGGCAUUGCAAGAUUUGAUUUAAGUUUGCCUGCGAACGCCCCUACUCAACUUCGUUUCGGACGACUCUUUAGACCUUGGUAUCAUCAGAAGGUGUGGCGACAGCACAAUCUAGUUUAUUGGCGCAGUCAUUGACUUUUACGCCCAAAAAACGAGCCUUGUAAAACAGCACACUCCACCGUAAUUACCAUAGACUGUUAAACACUGAGAUGAAUGAUUAGAUAGAGGCAGUUAGAGAAGCCUUUAUUUUACCAUAGAGGAUUGCACCUAGCGGCCGUAUGGUCGAGUUUAUACACGAAUCGCUGACGUGGCUGGACAUUAGACAUAUCAUUGUGCUGCUCGAUAAAAUGGAUCAGCUCUUGUUCAGUUAUUUUUUCUCUAACUUUUCAGCCGGUCCGAUUGGAGCUGAUUAAUUCGUUGUUGUAUGCAGGGCGUUUGCAUAUUUCCAGUCGAAAGGCAAACAACCGGUUUCGAUGGAGGUGACAAACGGCAUGAAGAGCUGUUUGGCUAGUUGGGCAACUAGCUGAUUUAGCAAUUUGAUUGACAUGUAAUCAAUGCCGGGUGAUUUUGCAAAGUUAAGCGUUUGCAGCUUUUUGCGAAUAAUCCCUUCGACAAAAGACUCAGCCAUAGUCGUUUCACCUUCCACUGAGUCAUAGUGGGGAUGAUAAAAUUUGCCAACUCAUUUAAAGAUGGACUUAAGAAAUUGCGAAAUUUGCUCUGCACUCGUUCCUUCCUCAAUGUACUCCAAAUUCAUUCCGUAAUAUAUUUCUAUGGUUAACUGUGCUUUCAUUGAAAUCGUUUCAGUGUUAUGCUCAUUGUUAUUAGUAGAAUACACUAAGGGACUGUGUUAGUGUCAGUUUAAGUCAGUUUAAGUCAGUUUAUUAAGGGAAUGAGGCUUUCGCCCUUGAGCUCCCUAUUCAUAUCGAUAAACAGACAUAAAGUCAUCAAUUACAUCAGUAAAUGCGAAAAGUUAAGAAGUUAGCGGUAAGUGUGAGCUAGGCGCAAACUGCCGCCGCUAAAACAAUCAUUAUUGUAUGUACAGUAGGUUCUCAACAAAUGAGCGUUUAGUCUACACUUAAAGGAUUUGACACUUUCGUAAAGAACGACGGCAUCAGGGAGUCCAUUCCAUGCCCCGAUGACCUUGUGAGAGAAGGCGUUCCGUCGGACGUCCGAAUGAGCCCGCUUCCUUUGCAGUUUGAAGGGAUGACCACGCAGACGGUCAGUCCGGGCCAACUCAAAAAAUUCAUCAAAGUCUAGGGCACACUCACGGCUUUUGACAAUCCUGUAGGUUUGAAUGAGAUCGCCACGCAGUUGCCUGUAAUUUAGAGGAAACAAAUUUAGUUCGGUCAGCCUGGUUUCGUAAGGCAAAUGAUGAAGAUUCUUGACCAUCUUCGUAGCCAUCGCCUGUACUCUUUCCAGUCGUUGAUAAUCUUUCUUCAACCACGGUCGCCAGGCCUGGGCUGCAUACUCUAAGUGAGACCGGAUGAAUGCCCCAUAGGUUUUUCCGAACAGCUCCUUGUCGAUCUGCACAAAUCCUCGCCUCAGCGCAAAUAACACCCUUAUCGCACUUUUGGCUGCCCUUUGACACUGUGAAGAUGGUUUCAGCGAUGUGGUCAUUAGGACGCCCAGGUCUUUCUGUUCCACAACAUUUGAAAGGGGCUGACCACCAAGGACGUAUUGAAAGGAAUCGUCCUCCUUACUGGUCCGUCUGGUGCGGAGUCUCAGGACCACACAUUUGUCCACAUUAAAAUUAAGGAGCCAGCGAGCUGACCAACUGUUCAGGCGGUUGAGACUGUCUUGAAGCGCGUACCUGUCUGCAUCAGAUCUGAUGGGUCGCCACAGCUUAACAUCGUCAGCAAACAUGAUGGCGCUGCAUCCCAGGUCGUCAACGCAGUCGUUAAUGUAAACCAGGAAUAGCAACGGCCCUAAGACGGAGCCCUGGGGUACACCACUUAGAACGGGAGUAGGAGUUGACCUUGAGGCCUCAAUGCACACGGUUUGCGAUCUCCCGGUAAGAAAAUCUGUUAUCCAUGUCAGCAGCGUUCCUCUUAUCCCAAUUUCAGAAAGUUUGUAGAUUAGGCGUUUGUGUGGGACGCUGUCGAACGCCUUCUUAAAGUCUGUGUAUAUGACAUCAACCCUCCCAUCCUCGUCCAGUGCGCGAGUCCACUGCUCCGUCGAAAGCAAUAAACUGGAAAGACACGAGCGGUUCUGUCUAAAGCCGUACUGCAGGUCUGAGAUUAAAUGGCCCUGCUCCAGGAACUCCAUAGUUGCUUUCUUAACUAUGGCCUCCAUUAUUUUACAGCAGAUGCAGGUUAGACUAACAGGCCGGUAAUUGUUAGCAUUAGUGCGAGCCCCGCCCUUGUAUAUCGGAAAGAUAUUGGCUGUCUUCCAUUCCGAUGGCAACCUCCAUAAUUCGAAUGACGAGCGGAAGAUGUGCGCCAGUGGUCUGGAGAGUUCAUUCGCCAGUUCCUUCAAUAAUUUGACCGGUAUAUUGUCCGGACCCGAGGACUCUGCUUCCUUGAGAUUUUUCAGCUCCCUUUCCACGACAGGUGUCGGGAAGAGUAUGGAGUCAAGCACGCGAUCAGCAGUCUCAACAGCAUUGCUAGUACUGCGACUGCGAAACUCUGUUUCUCUAGUAAAACCGAGGCAAAAUACUGUCCUAAGUGUUCGGCUUUCUCGUUGUUCUCAGUGAUCUCUACACCAUUACCAUACUUCAGCACCGCGACCGGGUCCUUAUUUUUCAGUCUACUGCUAAGAUAGUGAAAUAAAGUCUUAGGUUUCUGUUCAGCCUGUCGGAUAAUUUUGGAUUCAUACUCCUUCCGUGCCUGACGGAUACAUUUUUGACGGCAUUUCGUUGACGACGAAAUUCUUCGAAAUGCGCUGGUGACGCAGUUUCCCUGAAUAUUUCCCAUCUUUUGCUUUUCUUCCGUAGCUGCCUAUUGAGGUCCCUAGUUAACCAAGCAGGUCGACUAGUUGUUUUUUGUAUAGUAUUUUGAAAAUUCCAGAAAUGCGGUGAUCGGUCGUCGAUCUCAGCCCAAAUAUUCAGGUGACCGCAGUCUGUAAAACAAUCUCUAGGUAAGCGAACGAGAUUAGAAGCGGUAAAAUCAAUUUUUGAGGAGGGGACAGAUCUUACAGAAACAUUCAGAAGAAGAUAUAAAACGGUAAUUUGUUGGGAAUACGAACAGAGAUGUUUAAUAGAAUUAUAGGCUAUUGGGAUUGGAGUCAAAACGCAAGGACAAACUGUAAUAUCACCGAUAGUGAAGCAGAGGCUCCACCAGGAAUGACUGCUCAGGGUUCGAUAGACGGAGAAAUGGUAGCAGUAACAGGGCGACAGAACGUGGACGAAUAUCCAACUUACCAUUUUUUUAUUAUAGAGUUUACAUUCCGUGCCUUUGCGGUUUAUUACAGAGCGAGAUGUUAGCAGGCCGCUCCCUAUUGCUCCAGAUAAAGGUCAAAAAAUUCGGUUACCAAUUUUUUUGUUUCAAAAUUGUCUGCGUAGAACAACAGCAAUCAAGGUGCACAUUCAUAGAGAGUGGGGUCCCACAAGGCUCGGUGCUCGGAACAACCCUCUUUCUCUUGUUCAUCAAUGAUUGUGUAGAUGGGUUGGACUGUGAUUGCGCCAUGUUUGCAGACGACAUAAAAAUCUGGAAAGUCGUCCAGAAUGCUGCCGAUGAGACCAACUUCCAAGAAAAUCUUUGUCGAUUGGACGAGUGGUCCCGCAGAUGGCUCUUGUCCUUCAACUUGAACAAAUGCACCAUUCUGCGCCUCGGAAAUCAGAUCCCUAGUACGCGGCAAUACCAUCUGAACGGAAUGCCACUCCGAGAAGCAGAAACUCAGAAAGAUCUCGGAGUUUGGGUUGCAGACAGCCUAAAGCCUUCUACACAAUGCUGUAAGGCGGCCAAGGCCGCAACCUCAAUGUUAUAUGCCAUCAAGCGGGCAUUAGUAGUUUUCGAUAAAGACUGCUUCACCAAAGUCUUCGGCACGUUUAUAAGGCCCCAUCUCGACUAUGCAACUCAGGCCUGGAGACCGUGGACGCAUCAGGAUUACGAUCUGCUCGAAAGGGUGCAGAGACGAGCAACAAAAUUAAUAAGAGGUCAAAGUGCACUGCCAUACGAGAUCCGCUUAACUAGCCUUAAUCUCUAACCUCUGAGUUAUAGGCAGUUGCGCGGAGACAUGAUACAAACUUUCCGUAUUGUGCGCGGCUUGGAUUGUGCCCUUCGGCGCGAGGACUUUUUCCAACUCGCCACUGUAACUAACCUCCGGGGACAUCCCUUCAAGCUACGUGUGCCACAGGGUAGACUGAAUGUGAGAAAAUAUUUCUUCUCCAACCGUGUUGUGGAACCGUGGAAUAACCUGCCCGAGACGGUUGUUAUGUCUCAAUCUGUGGAGGCAUUUAAAUGUCGCCUUGACAGAUAUAUGCUGCAGCAACAAGCGGACUAUGUGACUUUUUAGCCAUGUAACUAGUGACAUAUGUGAAUCAAUGUAUGCAUUCACUAAAUGCUGUAAUUUCUUCACAUUUUUGCUUGUUUAUCGAUUUUUUUUAUGUACAAAUAGGGAGUUCAAAGGCGUAAGCCUAUUUCCCUCAAAUACACUGACUGAUUGAAAUAUACUGCAUCAGCUUUAGGACAAUUAAAUGUGGACAGAAACUACUUCGUUUAUAUGAACCAGGUUACAAAUAGUGAUUGGCAGUUAUUAUGUUUUCUCACGCGACUUGGGGUUUCCGCGCGCCUUCGCGGGCUCGGACCCUGGAUCGGCUUGCUUAAUGGACGGUCUGCUGUUGUGCUGAAGUACUUGACUACUUGACCUUUGACAAUCUUGGCACGUUUGUUUUACUGUAGCAUUUGUUUUAACGUGACGAAUACUCCGCCGCUUGUAAGCUUCGCGCCGCUUGCAUGUUCUCUGGUCAGAUAGUUGCACAUUUUAAAUAUUAACUUUAUUCACUUACUGGCCUUCCUUACCCCUCUCCGCUUAUGAGGCUAGUAAGCCGUAGUUCGUUAGUUCGCGGGAACGACAUAAAUUACGUCAUUGGUGACUCCCGACGUUAGCGAAGACUUAAGUUCUUUUCAUCAGUAACAUUUGAUGAAAUUUAACGUUCCGUAUUUAUUUGCUAAAUUUUAGUUCAUUUACAUCUCCCGCUAACCUUUCCGCGAUAUUGUGCUACCUAUAUUUUGCUUAUUAUGUCUUCCUCAACUCAACAACCUGAGGUUCCUGCCGAGUCUGUUCAUGCCGUCCAUUUCACUUUGCCUGAUUUCUGGCAACACGCCACUGAACUUUAUUUUAUCCGCAUUGAGUCAGCCUUUUACUCCGUCAACAUUACGAAGGAGUUGUCGAAAUACCACAAACUUGUGGAGAGUUCUCCCUGCCAAUAUUAUCUCACAAGUUCAACCCUUGUUAGUGAAACCCCCUGCAGACGCUCCCUAUUCUGUUCUGAAGGCGGAAAUCCUUCGUCUCAAUGCUGUAUCUGACCGACAACGCUACCACCAGUUGAUCAAGGAGGAAUCACUGGGCGACCGGAAGCCCUCAGAACUUCUCCGACGAAUGCGUACUCUGUUAGGAGACAUGCAGGUCGACGAGAAACUCGUUAAAGAGAUGUUUCUAGAACGGCUGCCUGCAGAUGUUCAAACGAUUUUGGCAUCCGGCUCGCAAGACCUUACACUUUCACAUCUUGCUGAAAUGGCAGACCGAAUGAUAGAGGUUCAACGGUUCCAGCCACCUUCCGUUGCUCAGAUUUCCACAUCCUCUUCAACGGUUAAUGAGCACUUACUGCAACAGAUGUCGGCUAUGGCGAACGAGAUAGUCACCCUAAAACUACAGCUUGCUCGCAUUACCUGUAGUUGCUCACCCAGCUGUCAUCGUUCACGUUCGCGACCUCGCACAGCCAAUUUGUGUUGGUAUCACGCAAAUGUUCUUCCCCUUGUUCAUUUAAACCGAAACAGGGAAACCAGCCUGCCAGAGAAUAGACGCGAGCGUUUUCUCUGGCUCUCUCAGCUCUGGUCGCACCUUUUAUGUCUGCGAGAAUGUGACUCGCAGGCGCUUCCUGGUGGACACCCGAGCCCAGAUCAGCGUGGUUCCCCCCACUCCAGUUGA
Spirometra erinaceieuropaei is the source of this 20431-nucleotide messenger RNA. The record is from the annotation of a GenBank genome assembly. Lineage: Eukaryota; Metazoa; Platyhelminthes; Cestoda; Diphyllobothriidea; Diphyllobothriidae.